AUGGACGUUUUAUCCAAACCCAUCCCUCCGUUAUACACAGUCUACAUUUUAAGAUCAACCGUUCGUUGUACGUCGUUAUAUAUCGGAUCAACACCCAACCCACCAAGGCGAUUAAAGCAGCAUAAUGGGGAAGCUACAGGCGGUGCUGCACGGACAUCACGAACCACGCUGAGGCCAUGGGAGAUGGUCGGUCUUGUUUCGGGAUUUCCUGGAAUGGUAGCGGCUCUGAAGUUUGAAUGGGCUCUCAAUAACCCUCACAUCUCAUUGCAUAUUCCGUCCACAUCUCGAAUUUCGGCAGCAGCGGGCAGGAAACGUGGCGGCCGUCCAAAGCGUCCACGGCACAGCUUAGUUUCUAUCAUCUCCAAUCUCCACCUACUCCUUGGUGUUCCUAGCUUUUCGAAAUGGCCUUUAAACGUCCACUUCUUUGUUGCCGAUGCUUUUGAAGAAUGGGAAAAGUGGUGCGACUCUAUAGACGAGCCUCUUCGAGAUACGAUUCAAGUUCUUAAAGACUUUGGGCCUCCGCACUCGACCUCGAUCAAUAGUGAGAGCUCUGGUUAUGAUACCGAGUCAGACCAGGCCUGGGGUAUACAUGCCCUCUCGCUUGAUUAUACACCAAUGAAGGAGUAUGUGACGAAAACGAAAUCCAUAUAUGAGUUUGAGAGGGAGGGGAAUUGUGUGGUGUGCAAAGAAGAGCUCGAGGCUGGCAAAGGUCUAUAUGCAACAUGCUCGAAUAGUGACUGUGAGGGUACCGGGCAUAUAUCUUGCUGGAGUAAGCAUAUGCUUGGGAAAAAGGCCGAGGAUGACAUUCUUCCCAUCUCUGGCCACUGCCCACGGUGUAAAGGUGAGGUCGUCUGGAGCGAUCUCAUGAAAGAAAUGAGCCUCAGACUAAGGGGAGAGAAAGAAAUAGAAAAACUAUUAAAAAAGCCUCGAAAGCGUAAGGCACAAGCUAAAUCAAGCACAUGA
Hypoxylon fragiforme is the source of this 963-nucleotide messenger RNA. RefSeq lists its product as uncharacterized. Gene Ontology annotation, biological process: double-strand break repair via homologous recombination. Bases 1 to 963 code for a protein of 320 amino acids. The transcript has 2 exons. Gene Ontology annotation, molecular function: crossover junction DNA endonuclease activity; 5'-flap endonuclease activity. Lineage: Eukaryota; Fungi; Ascomycota; Sordariomycetes; Xylariales; Hypoxylaceae. The record is from RefSeq and is a predicted model, not a curated record. Gene Ontology annotation, cellular component: Slx1-Slx4 complex.